Solea solea (common sole) is the source of this 673-nucleotide messenger RNA. It is a transcript of the gene serp2, whose product is annotated as stress-associated endoplasmic reticulum protein family member 2. The record is from RefSeq and is a predicted model, not a curated record. The transcript has 3 exons. NCBI's taxonomy places the organism in Eukaryota, Metazoa, Chordata, Actinopteri, Pleuronectiformes, Soleidae. Gene Ontology annotation, cellular component: endoplasmic reticulum. Bases 82 to 279 code for a protein of 65 amino acids. Gene Ontology annotation, biological process: endoplasmic reticulum unfolded protein response.
AGCCUGCAGCAGCAUCAGGGUAAAGAACGGGCUAAAUACACACACUUUCUUGAAUCGCGGGAGUUGUGAUCGCUGUGGAAGAUGGUGGCUAAGCAGAGGAUCCGCAUGGCCAACGAGAAACACAGCAAGAACAUCACGCAGAGAGGAAACGUAGCCAAGACGCUGCGGCCACAAGAGGAGAAGUAUCCUGUGGGCCCCUGGUUACUCGCCCUGUUUGUAUUUGUUGUGUGUGGAUCAGCCAUUUUUCAGAUUAUUCAAAGCAUCCGUAUGGGGAUGUGAUUGAGAGGAAGCCUCCAGACUGAGCCUGGUUUUUCCACACCCGCACACCCCUGAACCCCUCCAGAGUUGGACACAGUGCUUCAGAGCCAGCAGACCUCGGAGAGAGAGAGAGAGAGAAGCCUCCGUGUUCAUCACCUCCUGCUUCUCCAGACGUGUCCCUCCCUCGAUCAGUGUUUAACAGUGUUGCAGUGGCACCGACAGCUUUUCUAUGAACAGUCUAAAAAACCACGCUGGCUGGAGUACAUGUGCAUCUCAUUGCUUACUUUGGCACCCGAGUGCGUGAAGGAGUGUGACGGUCGAUGUCAGACCGUGGCAGUGACAAUGUGCCAUAAUAUCCGUCUGUCUGUGUUGUGUGAGAAGGUUCUUUUUUCAAAUAAAUGUUGAGCACACUUCA